Molecule: messenger RNA, 3086 nt
Organism: Mya arenaria
Lineage: Eukaryota; Metazoa; Mollusca; Bivalvia; Myida; Myidae
Product: zinc finger protein DPF3-like
Exons: 13
Coding region: 129-1379 (416 amino acids)
Biological process (GO): nervous system development
Cellular component (GO): nBAF complex
Source: RefSeq, a predicted model, not a curated record
CUACUUCAAGCUUAUCAUGUCUGUCAUAGAGAUAAUGAAGGUUAAUACAUCAAAAGUAUUUUUAAAAGCUAGUCCCCAAUGAAGGGAAAUCACUCUGCAGGUGUUAAAUUAAAAAUCAACAAAGAAAAAUGACAGAAAUUGUUUUGAGGCAUAGCGCUGUUCAGAAGAGUAUUGGCGGCUCUGAGGCAUUUUACAAUGAGGCAAUAGAGCAGGCAGCCAACUUCAACCUGCGUAUGAAGAAUGACAGGAAGAUGCGGCUGCCUUUCUUGGACUCUCAAACUGGAGUGGCCCAAAGUCACACUGAUCUGUGGCAUUCUUACCGUCACAGAAGACCAGGGAAGUACCCUGGCCAGAUCUACUCCUAUCCUGAGCGGAGAUGGAAGAAGAAACGCCAUUAUUUCCUAUUUCCCGAAGAACGAAACAACAAAACAGGAGACAUUGAGACGGGUGAAGCAGAAUCAGUGAUUGGCGCGAGUAAACGCCGACCCAGGUCGGCUGAUGUCUCAACCCCAGACAUGCAUCAAAUAAGCACUGUGGAGAAUCCAGCUGCCACGAGUAAAGCCGAUGAAGAGAUCCCUGAUCUUAAAAGUGAGACGAGCAAGGAUAAAUGGUACGACGAAUACGAUGAGUAUAUGGAGCCGCCAGAUGCCGGGGAAAUGUGCGAUGACCAGUCUGAUAUCUCGGACUUUGAGGAUACCUACAUUAAGAAGAAAAAACGAAAGGGAAAGGGAAGUACUCGUGGGAGGAAGAAGAAGAUAGACAAAGAAGAAAAAGAAAAACUUGAUGAGGAAAAGGAAAAACCUUAUGCUUGUGAAGUAUGUAACGCACGCUACAAGACCCGUCCGGGGUUGUCGUACCACUACAACCAUUUCCACAAUGGUAUGAUGGAACCAGAAGAACCAGAACCAUCUCCCAAGUCCGUUGCUAAAACUCCUCCAAAAUUGGAGCGUGAAGAGCCAGUGAAGGUCACACCUACGCUAGUAUUCCCAGAGCGUGGUGAAGAUGGUAAAGUGCAGAACAGCAACUAUUGUGACUUCUGUCUCGGAGACUCCGAUGAAAACAAGAAGACUGGGGAGUCUGAGCAGCUGGUUUCGUGCAGCGAUUGCGGAAGAUCUGGUCACCCAACUUGCCUGCAGUUCACGGCAAACAUGACUGUUUCCGUGAAGAAAUACCCAUGGCAGUGUAUUGAGUGUAAAUCCUGCGGACUGUGCGGAACUUCUGAGAAUGAUGAGCAGCUACUGUUUUGCGAUGAUUGUGACCGUGGUUACCACAUGUACUGCCUCAACCCGCCCCUGGCUGAGGCCCCAGAAGGGAACUGGAGCUGUCAUCUGUGUAUUGAAGAAUUCCAUGGUGGAAAGAAGCCAGCUGGAAUGGCUUAAAUCUUGUAUUGUCAUGGAAACAGUGGUUACCAUGGCAACUGUUUUAAUUUUGUCUAUUUUCUUUGGUGUUGCAUUAUGGCUUUUGAAAUAAUUUUCAUGGAAUGCUAUGGCAGCCAUAAAGGGAUCGCCAUAUUAUUGGUGUUGUGUAUGGCUUAAAGUGGUUACUCUGAUAACUAUCUCUGAUAUCUAUAUGAGGUCACUUUCAUUGGUGUUUCAUUAUGGCCUAAAUUCCUGUUUACACAGAAUAAUGGUUUCCGUGACAACCAAUAAAUCAGGCUUUUUUUUGUGUUAUUUUUUUCAUUGAGUUCAAAUUCCUGGCCCCUAUAUCUCAAAAGUUCUUCAGCGUAAAAAGCUUUAGUAUCUGAUCUCAUUAGAACCAAUUUCUUACUUAUUCCUGAUUUUAAUUAUGAAUUUGCCAUGAUUAUCAUAUAAAUAGAGUUCUAAAGUCCAAAAGCUCUAAAAAAAGUUACAUAAAAUAAUGAGCUUUGAGGCCAGUUGUUAUGAAAACAGUUGUUACCAUGGCAACAUAUUGGACCUUUAAUGAGUAUUGCGUAAGUGUGAGAUGGUUUAGAUGUUAUCUUGUGUUUGGAAAAAAGGAGAUGAAGAUGAAAAUUAUUUAAAGCUACGUUUUUGUAAAGUGACCUUGUUCCGCAUACUAUACGAUAUGAGUAUAAAUAAGUGAUUACUUUCCUUUAAUGUUGUUAGUUAAUUUGUAUUGUGUUUUAGGCUGUAGUUCCGCAAAUCAAUUACGGUGUUAUUUGGAAUUAAUCAUGAAAGUGAAUUAUAAGACCACUUUAUUUAAAUAUGUUCAUAUGAUUGCAAUGUUAAUGUUAAUUUAAAAGCAGGCUGAAGAAUCUUAAAUAAAUCUUGGUGAGGAGCCGAGGGAUAUAGAUAAUUUUAGAUAAUUACACAGAAAAUGGAAAUAUGUUGACUUUCUCUACAAGUAAUCAAAAUGUCCUAAACCAAUGUCACAUUUCAUUUCAUAAACUUUACACUAGUAAUACACUUGUGAGAUGAAAGCAAUGUUCAUAUUUUUAAGUACAUAGGUUUAUCAGUAACUGUUCUGAAAUUAAUUGUUUUAAAAAAAUUAUUAAUUAACAUUACCUAUUCUUAGCUGGGACCACUAACUAAGUCCUACUCCCAGUUAUAAGGUAAUGACAGGCUCUUAUCGGUUACAUUUUGGGGCCACUCAAAGUAUAUUUUGUGUUUGAUAUUUAUUGCCUGUGAACAGAAAAUCAUGCUUGUUGUGCUUUCAUUUUGUCAUUUUCAUGAUGUUAUGGUAUGUUUGUUUUGAUUAGAAAGAAUAUAUUACAAAAUAUUGUACAAUUUACAAAGACUAAUGAUCAUUGCAAAGAUAAAAGAUUUAGACAACAGAAUUUAAUUCUUAUAGAAUAUGAAAAGUAUGUCAUGCUUUCGAUAUAUCAAAGAUAUAUUAAAUAUCAACCUCAUUACAUAAAACAUUUUUUUUUUGUAUUAAUAUAAAUGUAAUAUGUGGAAAACCAUGACCGAGACAUUUCCUUUUCAUCAAAUUUAUCAUCAGAUUGUGCAGGCAUUUUUAUACAGCAUUUUCUUAACCAUAAUCUUCAUUUUAUCACUGAUCUAUAUUUCAUCAUUUCCAACAAUACAGUAUGUCUGUGUACAUAAAAUGAAUGUUGUUCUUUUUAAAAUAUUAUGUGCAUGUAGAAGAAUAAUAAAUAAUGAAAGAUA